AGCAAGUCCUAGGAAGCUAUAUUUAAUUUAUCAGGUUUUAACUAUAUCAUCUUAUAAUAACAAUAAUAAUUAUGGCUUUGACUGUCUAGACUGGUCUUUAUCGUAACAAAAAUAAGCAGUUUUACUUGUUUUUUACGAAAAAUUAAUUGCAUUGCCGCAUCGCACAAUCGAAAAUAAAAAGAAGUAUAUAUUUUUGCUUUAUCAACGUACUUAAAUAUAUCUUACCGGAGAUAAUUGUAAUUCUAUCUAAGUGUUUCGUAAUAUAUACUUUUCCCGUUCUGCGAAUGGCUAUGGCUUCCUGUAACGGGCGAGACGAAAAUAAAGCUAAGUCUCCUAAUUAUACAUUGAAAUAUACCCUUGCUGGUCAUUCCAAAGCAAUAAGCUCCGUAAAAUUUAGUCCAAGCGGUGAAUGGCUUGCAAGUUCCUCUGCUGACAAACUUAUUAAGUUAUGGUGUGCGCAAGAUGGAAAAUUUGAAAAGACUAUACCUGGUCAUAAGCUAGGUAUAUCUGAUGUAGCAUGGUCUAUUGAUAGCAGGUUACUUGUCAGUGCUUCUGAUGAUAAAACUUUGAAGAUCUGGGAGGUGAACUCUGGCAAAUGUGUAAAGACCCUAAAAGGUCACAGCAAUUAUGUUUUCUGCUGCAACUUCAAUCCUCAAUCUAAUUUAGUGGUAUCAGGUUCUUUUGAUGAAAGUGUACGUAUUUGGGAUGUAAAAACAGGAAAAUGUUUGAAGACCCUUCCUGCGCACUCAGAUCCAGUCUCUGCUGUACACUUCAAUCGUGAUGGGUCUUUAAUAGUCUCUAGUAGCUAUGAUGGUCUUUGUCGAAUAUGGGAUACAGCCUCUGGACAAUGUUUGAAAACAUUAAUAGAUGAUGAUAAUCCUCCGGUGUCUUUCGUUAAAUUUUCACCAAAUGGCAAAUACAUAUUAGCUGCUACUUUAGACAACACACUAAAGCUAUGGGAUUACAGCAAAGGAAAAUGUCUGAAAACUUACACUGGCCAUAAAAAUGAGAAGUAUUGCAUUUUUGCCAAUUUCUCUGUCACAGGAGGAAAAUGGAUUGUAUCUGGAUCUGAAGACCAUAUGGUAUAUAUUUGGAACUUACAAACUAAAGAAAUUGUUCAAAAAUUAGAAGGGCACACAGAUGUUGUUCUAUGCACAGCUUGUCAUCCAACUGAAAAUGUUAUUGCGUCUGCUGCAUUAGAAAAUGAUAAAACUAUUAAAAUCUGGAGAAGUGAUUCAUAAUAAGAAUUUCAUAAAGUUCCUUUUUAUAUUAAAUCAUUGCUUCUUUUGUUUAGUUAUUCAUGUUGUAAAAAUAUCAUUGUUGGCUUGCUAUAAUUGUGCUAAAUAAAGUUUUUUUUUAUGUA
This is a messenger RNA of Parasteatoda tepidariorum (common house spider), 1363 nucleotides long. RefSeq names its product WD repeat-containing protein wds (gene wds). Gene Ontology annotation, cellular component: Set1C/COMPASS complex. NCBI's taxonomy places the organism in Eukaryota, Metazoa, Arthropoda, Arachnida, Araneae, Theridiidae. The record is from RefSeq and is a predicted model, not a curated record. Gene Ontology annotation, molecular function: histone binding.